Ictidomys tridecemlineatus (thirteen-lined ground squirrel) is the source of this 417-nucleotide messenger RNA. NCBI's taxonomy places the organism in Eukaryota, Metazoa, Chordata, Mammalia, Rodentia, Sciuridae. The record is from RefSeq and is a predicted model, not a curated record.
AUGUUGCAGGAAAAACUGCUAAAGAAAAUGGAUCCUUUAUGGCUAAUGACUCAGGAUAUUCAAGAUAAUCUAAAUGAAGAAAUUAAUAAAUGUCAGUCCUUUGUGGACUAUGUAGUCUUAAGGAAGAACAUGAUCCAAGUUCAAUAUCAGAUGAUGCAUAACUUUCUCCUGGAGGAGGAGCGAUUUCAACUGAAGACACUAGAAAGAGAAGCACAGGAGAUUUUUCAACAACUCAGAGACAGUGAAAUCAGAAUGGCCCAACACAGGGAAAGGCUGAAGGAAAUGUACAGGGAGCUGACUGACAUGUGCCAUAAGCCUGACAUGGAGUUGCUCCAGGUGACCAGGGAGGGUCCAUCCUUAGAGAGAGGAAUUCUUGUCUGGGCAAUGUUGCCUGCAGAGCCCACUGUGCUCAGCUGA